UGUUCUCAAAGUGUUAAAGCUGAGAUUCAUCCUGGCUGAGAUGUUUACAGACAGUAGAUCAGAGACAAAUGAAACAGGGUUGAGAUGACCGACUGGCACUUCUCAUACAAGCAAAAUGGAACACAAAUUACUUUUGUUCAUGGGGUGGCUGGGUGGGUUAAUGGUUGUAUUAAGAAGGUCCUUUGUUAAAACUCUACCCGAUCAGCUAGGACCUGGCAGUUCAGGUGAAAGGGGAACUCUAAAGCAGUGGUUCCUAGCCUUUUUUCCUUAAGGGACCCCUUUUCUAUUAUUUUUUGAAACUGCUGAUGCCUGCCUAACUGACAUAUUUAAUGGAUAUUAUUUAUUAUACCACCAUGUUUCUACAGUAGCCCAGAAAAGACAAACCCCAAAAACUGGUUCUAGAUAGGGACGACCACCAUAGUUUCUCCCUGGUGAGGGAGGGUAAAGCACAAAGUACAUGUCCGGUCCUUAAACUCAGCUAUCAGGGAAUAAUUGUUAACAUUUUAAGGGAUUUUCUUGGUGAUAAACUUUACCAGUAGUUGACCAAGAGCCCCUGGGUCAGCAUCAGCUUUGGCCUCUGUGAAAGUGUUUCAUUUUUCAUGGAUGGAGCAGGUUCAGCUCGAUCCUCCUCUGAAGGAACAAACAUUGUAGGCUGCAGCUUUCAAAGAUACGGAUGCAAAUUAAAAUCUCAUUUGGUGGUUUUAACUUCAUCAGUCCACCUCCAUAACGCAUACGUCAGUAUCUAAUGUGAUAAGAAUAAUACAUUCAGUCACUUGGCAGAUGGAAGGUAUUCUUAUGCAGCUUCACAGAUAGUGGUGAUAGAUGCUAAUGAAACAAUGAAAACUGUUGCUUCAUCUAUAACCACCGCUGGGAAGUCACGUGUUGAGAGCUCAUCAGAUGUUUGCUGUUACAGGGAGAAAAUGUCUGAGAAUAAAUGAGAACAUAUGCAGGCUGCAGAAUCCGUGCAUGAUGAUUUUAAUCCACAGGAAGGGCCGCUGGUGCUGGAGCCUGGUCCGGUGUUUGCCAAGGACGGAGACAAGAACAGGAGCGAGCAGAUCAGCUACAGAAUACUCCGGGGAAAUGAGGGAAAUAUUUUCCAGAUUGAUGAGGAAACAGGAAACAUCUCCAUGGCUAAAGCUGCUGAUAUCGUCGGCCCAAUAACUCUCACAGUUCUGGCGUCACAGGUGACCAACAGGGAUCAGUUUGCGGUGACGCAGGUGACCAUCGAGGUGAUGAAGAAGAGCAGAAACCCUCCUCGCUUUGAGAAGGAGCGAUACGAAGGAUUCAUCUACAGCAACUCCAUCCCCGAGAGCAUGAUCCUCCGAGACCGGAGCACCAACCGGCCCUUCAGGGUCAGAGCUCGGGACGAGGACUUUGCCGCCGGUUUGAAUCCAGAUGUGAAGUAUGAGGUUCAGUACAGCAGCUACGUCAACGUAACCUCAGAUGGUUUUGUGAUCCUGAAGAGAGUUGUGAAGACGGAGUCCUUCGCGCUUCAG
Molecule: messenger RNA, 1496 nt
Organism: Morone saxatilis (striped sea-bass)
Lineage: Eukaryota; Metazoa; Chordata; Actinopteri; Moronidae
Biological process (GO): multicellular organism development; adherens junction organization; cell morphogenesis
Cellular component (GO): membrane; adherens junction; catenin complex
Molecular function (GO): cadherin binding; calcium ion binding
Source: RefSeq, a predicted model, not a curated record